Dermacentor silvarum is the source of this 4830-nucleotide messenger RNA. Its product is annotated as WD repeat domain phosphoinositide-interacting protein 3. Gene Ontology annotation, cellular component: cytosol; phagophore assembly site membrane; extrinsic component of membrane. The transcript is spliced from 10 exons. Gene Ontology annotation, biological process: nucleophagy; protein localization to phagophore assembly site; autophagy of mitochondrion. Lineage: Eukaryota; Metazoa; Arthropoda; Arachnida; Ixodida; Ixodidae. The record is from RefSeq and is a predicted model, not a curated record. Bases 113 to 1162 code for a protein of 349 amino acids. Gene Ontology annotation, molecular function: phosphatidylinositol-3-phosphate binding; protein binding; phosphatidylinositol-3,5-bisphosphate binding.
UUUUGGUGAUGGAUGUGGUAGCUGUGAAGUUUGGCAGUGGUGGUGGCGGUGUUUCAGUGCUUUUCUGACGCCAACAAAAUUGACGUUGUCCACUUUCGGGUGCAACGUCGCAAUGAUGAACCUCUGGCCGAGCAACCGCUACGGCAACGGCCUCUUAUUCGCCGGCUUUAAUCAGGACCAAGGAUGCUUUGCGUGCGGCAUGGAGAACGGAUUCAGGGUCUACAACUGCGAUCCUCUCAAAGAGAAGGAGAAACAGGCAGACUUUGCAGAUGGAGGCAUCGGCAUUGUGGAAAUGCUGUUCCGCUGCAACUAUCUCGCUCUGGUCGGAGGAGGGUGCAAGCCGAGGUAUCCUCCCAACAAAGUGAUGGUGUGGGAUGACCUUAAAAAGUUGCAUGUUAUUGAGCUGGAGUUCACAAGUGACGUCAAAGCAGUCAGGCUGCGACGGGACAGGAUUGUGGUUGUUCUGGAGUCUGUGAUCAAGGUGUACACCUUCACCCAGAAUCCACAGCAGCUACAUGUCUUUGAGACCUGUCCCAAUGAUAAAGGCCUUUGCGUGCUGUGUCCAAACAGUAACAACAGCCUACUGGCAUUCCCCGGCCGACACACGGGCCAUGUGCAAAUUGUGGACCUCGGCAAGACCGAGAAAUCGCCGCUGGACAUCGAAGCUCACGAGGCACCCCUUAGUUGUAUCGCGCUCAACCUCAGCGGAACGCACCUGGCGACAGCCUCCGAAAAGGGUACGCUAAUACGGGUGUUCGACACGGCCUCAGGAAACCUCAUGAACGAGCUUCGCCGUGGCACUAACACAGCCAGCAUCUACUGCAUCAACUUCAACUUGGACUCGUCACUGAUGUGCGUCUCCAGUGACCAUGGUACCGUGCACAUCUUUGUGGUUGAAGAUUCUACGAGGAGAAACAAGCAGUCGAGCUGGGCGUCGGCCAGUUUCCUACCCAAGUACUUCAGCUCCAAGUGGAGCUUUGGAAAAUUCCAGGUGCCCGGGGGCGCCCACUGCAUCUGUGCCUUUGGGGCAGACCAGAACUCUGUCAUUGCCAUCUGCGCCGAUGGCAGUUACUACAAGUUCGUGUUCAAUGCCAAGGGCGAAUGUACGAGAGAUGUGUAUGCGCAAUUCCUCGACAUGUCGGACGACAACGGCCGCUCUUAACAACACCGUUUUGAGCAGCCCCCCGUCCUGUGCGCAGAACGGCGCGAUCCACAAGAGUGGCCAAAAAUGGUGACCUACAAGUGACUGAUCGUCGAAUGGGCCCCGUCGGCCCAUUCACACCUCGAGUGAUGCAACACCAUGCGCAGUGACUAAAAUCACCACGGCAAGCCUGCGUCGUUACAACGGUGCCUCAGUGUAUGCUUGUGAUAUAGCCUGUCAACGCUUAGUGUCUAUGGUGUUCAAAAGACUUCAGUGUUGUUGUUUUUUUUGCUCUUUUUCUUGGAAGGAACAGCGUUUUCAACCAAGCAGGCUGAAUUGUAGAGACUGCAGCAUUCCAUUUAGCCGCAGCUGUUUCACCAAAGCCUGUUCCACCGCAUGCGGUGAAUGAUGUGAACCUGUUUUCUGCAUAGUUUCGGGUUUUCCUUGUUUCUGAUAGAGCUGACAAGUGCUCUUUCUGGUGUGAUGACCAAUUGUCUGUCGCACUGUGGACACUGAGCAGCCUGGGCUCGCUGCAUAUCCGGUUUGUUGUGUUUGGUUCAAGCAGAAUCUUGUGCAACUGUUAUCAUAGCAUCUAAACUUGCUUCAUCUUAUCUUGUUUGUACCAAUGUUUUUGUCGCACUGUGACCGGCGAAUGACUUCAACCUUUUGUUCAAAUUAUUUGUGGAGUUAUGUUUCAGGUCGGAUUUCUUGCUUUUAUCAUUGUAGAUGACGAAUUUGUCUUUUUAUUUCACAUCCGCAGAGCUUUUUGCUAUGAUGCGAGUAUGCGGUAUGUUUCGAAUGGCCCUACGAGAAACUGUGCCGUAACAGGUAUGCAGGGCUGUUCAUACCUCUGAUAAUAGGUUAGGUCUGUUGUUUUAAAAUUGCUGUGCAGCGACCUAUUGUUGUGCAGAGUUUGCUGCACCAUUUUUCUUAGGAUGUCGUGACUGUGCAUUUCUUUACCAUGAAUGACCGUGAAAUUUAAAGCAAUUUACUUGUUGCACUUUUUAAGCUGUAGAGGGGUAUGUUUGAUUCUCGGCUAGACAUUUGCUGAACUGUUGAAUUUUGAAUUCUUUGCUGCUUAUUGCUCGGUAAACAGGCGUCUACAUUUGCCCUGCGAAUGCUCUUAAACGGUUACCAGUACGAGACGUUUAUAAUGUUACAUUAUCUGGUUGUGAAGUUAUAAAUGAGAAAGGACUGCCAACCGACAGUUGUCAGAGGCGGUAUUCUUGAGCAAUCACUUUCGGACACAUUUUCACUUUCGCGAGAUUUCACGUGACUAAUGCCAGACAUGUUUGGUGUCUACGAGCAACAGCGUUCUUGUUAUUGUACCAAUAGUGCUAAGACAGCGUGCCUGACUUUGUGCCAGGAGAGGUGUCGCUCGUCGAUGCUUACUCGUCCAACACUUGUCAUGCGACAUCUCGCAAAAAUGAAAGCAUCUCCGAAAGUGACCGCCUGGGAACGCACUGCCCCAGUUGUGGGAAUGAUAACAGUUAACAGCAACAUGGCUCAUGUAGCAAGUCUGGGUGGCUUAUUUUUGUCCGUUGUUAUUUAACAUCCGCCAGUGCUGCAGAUCACAGUAGAUAAUUAUUCAUAAGUAUGUGGGGAAAGACUGACAGUCUUGUAUAUUGAAAGAGCUGCACAUUGUCUUAUCUUGCUCGAUAUAAAAUGCAGCUCACAUUUCCUCCUUGGACAAGCUCACAGUCUGCCAACAUGUCAGCCUCUUGCAAUUUCUGCUAGACAGCAAUUUGAAUCAAAUGUAUGGAGCACAGGUGCUGAAGUUUGAAGAUGGCCUACUGCUGGAUAUUGCGAGAGAGCUUCCGCAUCACAAUUUAGGCAGUCAUUUUGUUCAGCCACUAAAUCAUUUUCAGCAUAAGCAGUUUGCAGCAUUAUUGUUGUACCUCAUACCUAAUGGAAGAUCACUGAUGAAUCCCGGCGUAAGCAGCUCCUCCAGGUAAACCACUAGCCCGUUUGCACUCAAAUUUCUGUUGUGCAUCACAGCACACAGCAUUAUUUCGGAUUUAUUCUGGAUAAAACAAGCAAACACUUCACACAAACAUUGUAUAGCAAUGAAAUGUUUUGCAGAUAUGAGUUUUCGUGCGAAACUUGAGUGAUGACAAACUAGCAGUUUAACAAGGAGAGUCGUAUACUAUACCGGGCUGCUUUGGUGCAGCAAGAUUGAUUAAAUGUCACACUACUACCAAAAACUGCUUAAAAGAUGUCUUCUGAAUCCACCGUGACACAGAAGAGCAUUUAAGUCAUGCCGAAACGUAGUGCAUUGUAGUUAAUGCGUUCUGUCUAGAUCUUUUUCUAAAUUAGCAUCACCCAGAAAUUUGGAUCAACUCUGAUAAUAUCAGAUUUGACUGUAUUUUAUUCUAGUAUGUUGAACAUGCAGUCAGAGCUUCAGGUCUUGCACGUUCUCGUUAGCAAACCAUUGUUCCGUUCUUGGUUACAUUCAUGUUGAGAUUGUACUGCAUUGUGAAAAGACGCAUGGUCGGAUUGCAUUUGCCAUGUAGCUUAAGCCAGUUGCUAGAUUUUCUGGUCUGUUGUAAUAUAGCAGAACUUUGAUCAUUGUUCUCGAUCUUUUUUUUUUGUGUGUGUGUGUGUGAGUGAUCCCGUUUCACGCUUGCAGAGCAACUAUGCAAGUUGUUUCCAUGGAGAAUUCUUUCAUGUUUGCAGGCCUUUGCUCCAUUCUUGGUGACAUUGUUGUUUGUUGGGGAUCACAUCAGUAAGAAGCAAGUUCUCAUCAUACAUUAGUAUGUGUGUGGUUUGCCUGACUGCUGGAAUAGCCUGGUGCACUGCGAGAUUCAAUGAUUUUGAUUCAUGUUCUUAUUUCGUUUUCUUUUAUUCCAUGAGAUUAGUUCUGUUUGUUGAUUGCAAAAUAAGUCCACUGUUUUGGCAUUGCAUAUAGUUCCGGUGUAACCCUCAUUCAUUAUUGCAGGCCACAGAACUACUCUCAGUGACGGUGUUACAGUUUAAUCACACUUCAAAAAAUAUUUUUUGACUGUAUUCAAUGUGAAAUUCAAGCAGUUGCUGUGACAUCGGAACUCAUUAUAACAGGCUCAGCCAACAUGAAAAUAUCUUUUAAAUUCGGUAUUCAUUAGAAACAUAAUGCUGAUAUCAUCGAAAAAUGCACAAUUUUUUUACUUUGUUAUAUCCGAUAAUUUGUUAUAUUGAGGUAUUACUAUUGUUUUCUCCACACCAGGACAGAUACCUUGGCUCCCAUAUUCACUUAUUCUUUGCUGUAUGAGCGAUUCUCUUUGAUUCUGUCUGAACGACCACGGCCAUGUUACAUUGCCAAGAGCAGCUUCUCUCGGCGAUGGGAUUAAGGGUGUGAAUGCUUAUGAUGUGCAUAUAGCAUUGCCACAACUUUGUAUGUCCACAGUUGAAUGCUUCACGUGUUAGAGGUAACACCGCUUGGUUUUCUUCUUAGUUUUGUGUAUGUGUUUUAGCUUGCCGUGGUGCAAGAGAAGAAUCUACGUCACAUGUUGGUUUUGCAGUUUUCUACUUUUGAACAAUUUUUUGUGCAAGUACUUUUUCGAAGGUGCCCUCUCAAGAAUAGACAAAUGGCAAACGUGCAGGGUGUUGUGGCAGUUUAGUGACUUUUCAUUACUGUUUCUUGUAUGCAUUGAAAAGCCAUGUUCCUUUUGUUACCACUGUACCUUGAGGAAAUACAUAUAUUUAUGGACAAA